UGUACUGGAGACCUUUAGUUAGUCGUCACAGGAGGAAAAAGCCACAGCAUAUGGCUUAUAUGAUUUCACAAUGGGAAAGAAAUGAUGAAAUAUUUCACAUGCCUUGAAAAUUACUGUAGCUGACAUUUAGAGAAGUUAAAAAAAAAAAAAUCCUGGGGCUUUCUUCCAAACUGUAACAUCACACACAACAUACAUGGCCAACAAAACACUCAGACAGCACUCAGACACUCAGACAGCAUUCAGACACUCAGUCGCGCCUCAGGAUUCAUCUUUGAGUUCUUUCAGUAACCUCUGUACUGCUUUUUACCAACUGUUGCUGAAUUUGAAACUUUGCCUGAACUAGCAGGAAGGACAAGAAUCACUUUCUCUCAUUUCAAAGAGAUCUGCUGUUUACUUCAGAAUUAAGAAAAAAAAUGACUGAAACUCUUCCAUUGAAUGAUCCCUCCUCAAACCAGAUUGAAAACAAGAGCAACUCAACUAUUUGUCCAGACUUGAAUGAAUGGUGGGAAAUUGUGUACUAUAUAGUACCCAAGUACAUCAACACCAUCUGUGUUAUUGGAAUGCUUGGAAAUAUAUUUGUUCUCUUCACUUAUUCACUCCACAAGCACCCCCUGAAGAUACCUGAAAUCUACCUUGUGAACCUAGCUGCUGCUGAUCUUAUCUUCCUCACAUGCCUCCCUUUCUGGGCAGAGAACAUCAGGAAUGAAUUUAACUGGCCGUUUGGCACUUUCCUUUGUCGCAUCACCAGUGCAUCCAUCAGGCUAAACAUGUAUACCAGCAUCUACUUGCUAGUGGCAGUCAGCGCGGAUCGCUAUUUCACUUUUGUUCAUACCUUGAACCACAGCGAGAUACGGAGCAAAACUAUAGCCAAAGGGAUCUGCUUGCUCACUUGGUUCUUUGGUAUACUUCUCAGUGUCCCAACCUUUAUGUUUCGGACUGUGGAAUAUUUUCCUCUGUGGAAUAUUUCAGCAUGCACUUUAGAUUUCCCUACCCCAUCCUGGGUAUCAGCUGAAAGGUUGGUAUACAACAUAGUGGGGUUUGUGUUUCCAUCUGCAGCAAUCAUCUUCCUUAAUUUCUCUACAAUUUGCUCCCUACAAAAAAACGCAAGAGAACGAAGAGCACUCAGAACAAAGAGUAGCAAGGAGCAGAAAGACACAAAGGCCACAAGGCUGAUCUUCACGGUAGUACUGAUAUUUCUUUUGUGCUGGACUCCAUACCAUUUUUUUGUAUUCCUUGAUAUAUUACACCAGACAGAAGUGAUCAAAGGCUGCUUCUGGGAGGAACUGCUCAACUUUGGUGAGCAGUUCGGUUAUACUCUCGCCACCACCAACAGUUGCAUCAACCCUGUGAUUUAUGUCUUUGUUGGGAAAUACUUCAGGCAAAAGGCCUUAGAAGUUUUUUCACAGCUUAUUCCCUGUGGAUUUCCUCUGAGCUGGGUAUCAUUCAAAGAGAAGUCUUCAUAUUUCAGCAUGUUUCCAGUCAGGAGUAGUUUAACAUAAUGGUUCCGUCUUCGUUUUGAUGAAGAUUACAUCUUAUUUCAAAUGGCAUUAAAAAUGAAUAUGAAUUGCACACAUAUGGCAUUCACAGACUAAAUUAAUUAUUUAUUAAAGUAAAUCACUUGACUGCUUAUUUGUCCUCAGAUUUGCUUUUUUUUUCUGGGUUAUCUAUCCAAAUGGAUAACGCGUGAUACCAGAAUUCUAUACCAAAUUAUCUAAGCUGUCCUAUCAAUUAUCAGUGGCUUGAAAGAAAAACUCAUGGACAAUAUAUUGGAAGUCUGGUUUCUUUACAGAAAGCCACAAGCUGGUUGAACAUUUCACUGCAUUGUAUCUGCGAUGACAACUACUACACCACCAAUAACACUGUAAGUAAAAUCAUAACGUGCAUUGCAGGGUAAAUAAGAGCUUAAUCUUCAGUUGAUAGAUACAUUUGAGCCAUUAUAAAAUAGCUCCAGUUAUUUUUAACAAUAUCUUAAAUAUUUUGAACUUUCACAGCAGCAUAUGGAAAAAUUGAACAAUUGUUUGCGCAUGUCAAAUACAUGCAGUAUAUACAAAUUGUAUGACACAAUGUACCAUAAAGUAUGCAUGUAAAAAAAGGAAAGCAACUUGAUACCCUCCUCAAAAUUCAACUUCUUUUUUUUAUCCAGUAAAAUGUUACACAAAUACUCAUCAAGUAAAUAUUUUUUUUUUUUUGCGUAUGAAAUUAACAGUGAUGGGCAUUGAUGUUGUAUUAUUUUGGAAUAUCUUUCAUCUGAAGCAAAUCCUUAAACACACAUUUAUACUUUUAUGAAUCAAAAUUAAUAAACUGCAUAACAUCGCAUUUUACGGCAUAGUCUUGUUCUUUCUUAAAACCAUUUUUUAUUUUAUCUCUUUCCCUGUUCCUUUGGGGAAGGGCAAAUAUAUAAUUCUGUGAUUAACAAUUCUUGCUGCUAACAAAAUAUAAACUCCAGUGAUAGUAAGUCGUGGCCAUCAUAGUAUUUUAACAACAUAACAAUAAGACACCAGACAGAAGAUAAGAAGAAUAAUUCUUCUUUUCCAUCACAGCCACAAUCGCAGAAUAGACUUAAGACAAUUGAGAUAUCUGUUGCCAUAAUGAUAAAAGCAUGUAUAUGUACAGACAACAGCAGAAAAUGACAGGAGAUACAGUGCAGCCUUUUCAA
Cuculus canorus (common cuckoo) is the source of this 2656-nucleotide messenger RNA. It is a transcript of the gene BDKRB1, whose product is annotated as bradykinin receptor B1. Gene Ontology annotation, molecular function: bradykinin receptor activity. Lineage: Eukaryota; Metazoa; Chordata; Aves; Cuculiformes; Cuculidae. The record is from RefSeq and is a predicted model, not a curated record. Gene Ontology annotation, biological process: response to mechanical stimulus; immune response; G protein-coupled receptor signaling pathway. Gene Ontology annotation, cellular component: membrane. The coding region runs from base 414 to 1499 and encodes 361 amino acids. The transcript is spliced from 2 exons.